AUGCCCCGAGCCGCCCCGCUCCUGCUGCUGCUGCUCGCCCUGGCCCAGCGCCGCGCCUGCCUUCCCUCGCCGGCCAGCGCCGCGCCCCCCGGCCGGGACCCCUGCCUCAGCCAGCCCUGCCGCAACAACGGCACCUGCUCGCCGCUGCCGCCGCCCCGCCGCCUCCAGCUGAUCCUGCCCCAGCCCCCGGCCGGCUACAGCUGCGCCUGCCCCCCGGGGGUCACCGGCGACUCCUGCCAGUUUAUUUCAGAUCCUUGUGCCAGCAACCCCUGUCACCAUGGUAACUGCAGCAGCAGGAGGGAUGGCUACCUCUGUCUGUGCAGUGAAGGCUUCCAGGGAACAAACUGUGAGCGCUCCCUCCCCAGCCUUGCAGCCUCCGAAGGGCCAGAGGCCACCUCAGCCCAGCACAGCAGCCCAGCCUCGUCCACCCUGGAGCCUGACGUGUCUCUGCCCCGCUCCAGAGCCACUGUGACAUUGCCCACGUGGCAGCCAAAGGCAGGACAGAGAGUUGUGGAUCUCAAAUGGGAUGAAAUAGAGAUAACCCCAGAUGUGGCUUGUGGAAAUGCCAGUUCCAAUACUUCUGCUGGAGGCCGGCUUAUCUCCUUCGAAGUUCCACAGAAUACAUCAAUAAAAAUAAGGCAAGAUGCCACUGCUUCUCUCAUCCUGCUCUGGAAGGUCACAAGCACUGGAUUUAAACAGUGUUCACUUAUUGAUGGCAGAAGUGUCACUCUUCUCCAGGCACUGGGGGGACUUGUGCUUUCUGAAGAAAUGCUUGCAUUAGGAAACAACUACUUUAUUGGUUUUUUGAAUGAUUCAGUUACCAAGUGCAUUGUGGCUCUACGCUUGACUGUGGUGGUGAAAGUGAGUACCUGCAUGCCUGUGGGAAGCCAUUCAGACAACUUCCCAUGUUCAGGGAAAGGGAAAUGCAUCACCAAGCCAGAUGAGGCAACAUUUUUUUGUGAGUGUGAAGAUGCAUAUAAGGGUUCCCUGUGUGAAGAAUUUGAUGCCUGUCAGAGCCAACCUUGCCAGAACAAUGCAACCUGCACUGAUGUAGCACAGAAACACGACAGGAACGAUUUCACCUGCAGCUGCCUGCCUGGUUACACUGGAGAGCUGUGCCAGUCAGAGAUUGAUCAUUGCAUCCAGCAGCCAUGCCAGAAUGGAGGGACCUGCUCAUCCCACCUCAAUGGAUUCAGCUGUCACUGCCCAGAAGGGUUUUUAGGAAACACUUGUGAGGACAAAAUAGACCCUUGUGCGUCAUCUCCCUGCCAGAACAAUGGAACCUGUUAUGCAGACAGACUUGCUUUCUCCUGCAGCUGUAGUUCUGGAUUUACAGGACCUACAUGUGCUCAGCUGAUUGACUUCUGUGCUCUGAAUCCGUGUGCACAUGGCAUUUGUCGCAGCGUCGGAACCAGCUACAGAUGCCUCUGUAUCCCUGGUUACCAUGGCCUUUACUGUGAGGAGGAGUACAAUGAAUGCCUCUCUGCACCCUGCCAGAACGGAGCCACCUGCAGAGACCUUGUCAACAGCUACGAGUGUGUGUGCCUUGCUGAAUAUGAAGGAAGGCAUUGUGAAUUAUACAAAGAUCCUUGUAUUAACAUCAACUGCCAGAACGGUGGCACUUGUGACAGCGAAGGUCUAAAUGCUACAUGUAUUUGUGCACCUGGAUAUGCAGGUGAAGAAUGUGAACUUGAUGUAAAUGACUGUGACAGUAACCCAUGUCACCAUGCUGGAACUUGCAUAGAUCAGGCUGGUGGUUACACCUGCCAUUGUCCUCAUGGAUGGGUUGGUGCAAACUGUGAAAUACAUCUGCAGUGGAAGUCUGGUCAUAUGGCAGAGAGUCUAACAAAUAUGCCUCGUCACUCCCUCUACAUCAUCAUCGGGGCCCUGUGUGUGGCCUUUGUCCUGAUGCUGAUCAUCCUGAUCGUGGGCAUCUGCCGCAUCAGCCGCAUCGAGUACCAGGGCUCUUCCAGGCCAGCCUACGAAGAAUUUUACAACUGUAGGAGCAUUGACAGUGAAUUCAGCAGUGCAAUCGCUUCCAUCCGACACGCCAGGUUUGGAAAGAAAUCCCGACCUGCAAUGUAUGAUGCAACCCCCAUUGCUUAUGAAGAUUACAGCCCAGAUGACAAACCUUUGGUUACACUGAUUAAGACAAAAGAUUUGUAA
This is a messenger RNA of Cinclus cinclus, 2166 nucleotides long. It is a transcript of the gene DNER, whose product is annotated as delta/notch like EGF repeat containing. Gene Ontology annotation, molecular function: calcium ion binding. NCBI's taxonomy places the organism in Eukaryota, Metazoa, Chordata, Aves, Passeriformes, Cinclidae. Gene Ontology annotation, cellular component: protein-containing complex; plasma membrane. The transcript has 13 exons. The coding region runs from base 1 to 2166 and encodes 721 amino acids. Gene Ontology annotation, biological process: establishment or maintenance of epithelial cell apical/basal polarity; heterophilic cell-cell adhesion. The record is from RefSeq and is a predicted model, not a curated record.